Messenger RNA from Funneliformis mosseae, 300 nucleotides. The record is from the annotation of a GenBank genome assembly. NCBI's taxonomy places the organism in Eukaryota, Fungi, Glomeromycota, Glomeromycetes, Glomerales, Glomeraceae.
AUGCAUUUGCAAGGAAGUGACUCAGAGCUUGCAAAGCUAACCUAUUUUUUAUUCAGAAAUUCGAGAACCUUAUUAGUAGCUAGAUUAAGGUAUGACAUUGAGAAGAUAAAACAACAAACACAAGUCAUUACUGAAAUGCAGUAUGCUAUUGAAGACAUUUUCUCUGAAAAUCCUAGACAUAAUAAUUCCACCAAUAAUUCUGAGCUUACAAAAAGUCAUUCAAAAACUGUGACAAAAUGUCAUGAUCAAAAUAGUGUUCUUGAUAACCCUAAUAAUGAUAUACUUGAAUUAGAAAAUUAA